Molecule: messenger RNA, 4348 nt
Organism: Vicugna pacos (alpaca)
Lineage: Eukaryota; Metazoa; Chordata; Mammalia; Artiodactyla; Camelidae
Source: RefSeq, a predicted model, not a curated record
CAUCUCCAGAAUUUUAUCAAAGAAGGCAUCUUAGUAGAGCAGGUUAAAAAUGUUUUUAUCACAAAAACAUUUCCAAACCACUACAGUAUUGUGACAGGCCUGUAUGAAGAAAGCCAUGGCAUUGUGGCCAACUCCAUGUAUGAUGUCGUCACCAAGAAACACUUCUCCGACUUCAAUGACAAGGAUCCUUUCUGGUGGAAUGAGGCAGUGCCUAUUUGGGUGACCAACCAGCUUCAGGAAAACAGGUCCAGCGCUGCUGCUAUGUGGCCUGGGACCGACGUCCCCAUUCACAAUGCCACGCCUUCCUAUUUCAUGAACUACAGCUCCUCGGUGUCAUUCGGGGAGAGGCUCAGUAACAUCACCACGUGGCUGAGCAGUUCCAACCCACCAGUCACCUUUGCGACACUCUAUUGGGAAGAACCAGAUGCAAGCGGCCACAGGUACGGCCCUGAAGAUAAAGACAACAUGCGCAGAGUGUUGAAGGAAAUAGAUGACCAUAUCGGUGAGCUAGUUCACAAGCUCAAGGCGUUAGGACUGUGGGAAAAUCUUAACGUGAUCAUUACAAGUGAUCAUGGGAUGACGCAGUGUUCUUCGGGGAGGCUGAUAAACUUGGAUGCGUGCAUCAACCGUUCAGACUACACUCUUAUAGAUUUGACCCCAGUUGCUGCAAUACUUCCCAAAAUCAACAUAACAGAGGCUUAUAACAAACUGAAAAUCUGUAACCUGCACAUGAAUGUUUAUCUCAAAGAAGACAUUCCUGCCAGAUUUCAUUACCAACAUAAUGAUCGAAUUCAGCCCAUUAUUCUGGUUGCUGAUGAAGGCUGGACAAUUGCGCUAAACAAAUCAUCGCCACCAAAAUGUGACCAUGGUUAUGAUAAUUCUUUGCCGAGUAUGAAUCCGUUCCUAGCUGCCCAUGGGCCUGCAUUUCACAAAGGCUACAAACAUAGCACCAUUAACAUUGUGGACAUUUACCCAAUGAUGUGCCACAUCCUGGGAUUAAAGCCACGUCCCAAUAAUGGAACCUUCAGUCAUACCAAGUGCUUGCUGGUCGACCAGUGGUGCAUCAAUCUCCCAGAAGCCAUCGGAAUUGUUAUUGGUGCGCUCUUGGUCUUAACCACUCUCACCUGCCUCAUCAUAGUCAUGCAGAACAGACUCUCGGGGCCCCGGCCAUUCUCCCGACUUCAGCUGCAAGAUGACGACGACGAUCCUUUAAUUGGGUAACGAGUGUGUGGGGGUUUGUAUAAAGUGGCUUUGAUUAGGACAUACCCCAGGAGUGGUGUUCUCACUAUGAAAAAGUCUACUUUGAAAGACAGCGCUGGGACCAAGCAUGCCAAAAUGAUUGUGUUCUGUUUUUCCUUGUGUUUUGCUUUGCAGCAUUGGCUAGUACAGAAGACCCUGACCAUAGGAAAAACUGCUAGAAAAUCAUUCGUUAACACCGUUUCUCUAACUGGAAACUUUUUUUUAAGAAAAAUACUGCCUUUGCCUUUUUUUUUUUUCUCUUUGCAAUGAAGAUUUGACACAUCUUCAGGUGAAACUAUACCAAAAUUUCAUGGGUCUGCUUUUCGAAUAAGUUUUUAUAUUUGUAAAUUAAACAACAAAAAUCUUUAUAAAAUUUGUGGAUUUUGUGUAUCAGGGAGGAAAAGGUUCCUAUAUUUUUAUAUUUACCUUUAAUAAGAGUGUGUAUCCCAAGUAAACCGUUGAGGUAGAAAAUUCUCUGUGAUGGUUAAUAAAAUGGAUCAACCAGGCAGAGCACAUCUAAUGAAGAAAUGAUUUUAAGAAAAGCUGUUACAGAAAAAAAAGACUGUGUGAUACAAAGCCUGAGUCUUCCCCCCUUGUGUCUUUGUUAAGACCCUUAAGGUAGUGAAGCCUCAAAAGAUAUCUUUUGAAGGUUAUUGCUAAUAGGAAAUUCAGAAAAUAGGGAAAAGUGCUUUCCUCUCUCUGUGCUUAAUGCCUUUGUGUGAGUUACGUAGUUGUGUGUGUGUGUGUGUGUGUGUGUGUGCGUGUGUGGAUGUACAGACCGUGGGACUUACAGGAGGUGGCGAGAGGACACUAGACUAGAGGCAGGCUUCCACAUCCCCUUAGAACACAGCUCUCAGGAAAGGUUAUGUUUGUAUUUGACAUUUAUUUACUUUCUUAUAACUCACAAGUUACUUAAAAUCACAAUUUUUAAAAGUUCAUUAAUUUUUGUUACCAUUUUUAACUUUCUCAUGUUGUUUUUUGCAACCAGAGAUAUCCAAGUCCCGCAGAAAAGUUAUGACCUGAAUACCAGUCUGGUUUUGAUUGGGUCACACUGAGAAAGAGAGAUUUUUAUACUUACCUUUGGGAAUUUUAUGCCUUACUUUUUAAGCAAUAGAGCUGAAUUUAAAAUGGCCCUUAGGGUCUUUGAUCUUUUACAGUAAUUGUAUGUUAAGUGACUGAAUGAUCUCCCAGCGCUCUGUUAACCUUCGGGAGCGUGAGUGCUGCUUCUGCUUCUUCCUCCAAUGUUUGGUUCAUAGAAAUAACCACUCUGCUCCUAUUAUUUUUUUCUUAACAUACUUGUUCGGAGCCCAGGGUUUGUUGUGGAUUAACUGUCAUCUUACCUUUGCUAAGUGGUACCUUCUAAUAAUCAGAAUUAAUAUGAAGAACCUGAGUUGGGGCAGACUAGCUUGUAUCUAUUAGAGGAAAAACUGGGUUUGAGAACUGUUCAUCAGGACCCGAGGCAAGGAAUUGACAUUACUCGUGUGAUCUUCAAAGGUUUGACAAUGUGAAAUAAACAAGGUAACAGUUUUGCAGCUGCAGAAAUAACCUGCAGUAAAUAUGCCACCCAGCUAAGUGCUGAUGAUCUGCGAUGGUAAAGAACAGUGGUGCCAGGCACCGGGUAGAUCCACCGUCCUGUGGUCACUGCUGACACCCUGAUCCUGGCAUUCCGUGCCUGUUGUUCUUGGGUUCUCGAGCAGCAUUUGCACACCCUGUGUGAACAGUCUGUGCACACAGUCAGAAGGUGACUGUAUUAAGAACAGCAUAUAAUAAAUAAAUAAAACCAACAGGACUAGUUUGCCUUUUGACAAAUUUCAUUUCAGAGGUGUUUUCCUUGCAUAAAAGUUAUCUUAAAGGUUAAUAGUUGAUCUGAACAGAAUGACAGAAAAAUUUCUUUCUACUUCGAUUUCCAUUAAAGAGAGAGAGAGAGAGAGAGAGAGGGAGAGAACAGUCACAUUUAGAGCCAUGAGCAUUUUUGGAAAUGCCUAAAUUAGUAGCAGGCAAUUAUACUAAUAAUAGAGCAGAGUUUGGCGCUUGCAGUAGUGUGAGCUUUAAUGGUUCUAUUGGCUUGACUGGUGGUUGUGAGUUUCAGAAAUCUGUACGUAGCAUCCAGCCUGUGAGUGGAUUUCAUACAGGACGGACUAGGAAGGGGAUGCCCUGGCAGUGUCUCAGCCCUUUGAACAAAAUACAUUUACCUAUUUGUCUUUUUCCUUCAUUCCAUUCUCAAAAUAUUAACUUGAAUUAUAAAUGUUUUAUAUAUAUAUAUAGAUAGAGGUGGACAAGAACAGUAUUUAAUCAAAGAGACAUAUUAUUAUAUUGAACUUUACAUUAAUUCAUUUGUAUCUUUAAAAACUUAUCACUCAGAGCCGAUGACUCGUCUAGUACACUGAGAAAAAUCUUUUAGUAAAGCCAGCCCUUUUCACUGAUGGUUUGGUGUGUAUUUUGUUAAAUAUUUGACUGAUAUGCUGCUGUGUUUUCUGGGUAGUAGGAAGUAUUUGGCUCCAGGAAACAUUUACUGUUUGUGACAACAAUGUGCAAAGGUAAUAGGAAAACGUUUCACUAAGUUUUUUGUGAGUUCAGUGAAUGAAUUUAGAAUAAGUACAUGUACUGAUAACAUAGGGACAGUCUGCUGCUGCUGUUAAUGUGUAAGUGUUUCUGGUAAACAGCAAUAGAAUAAGAAUCAUUUCACUGCUCUGUACUAUAGGUUUUGUGUUCCUGUUCCAUUAAGCUUGGCAUGAGCUUAAAGAUAAAUUCUUGGAAAAUUGAUGGAUUAAAGAUGCCUUUGCAUUGUUCUUAGGUGUUUCCUUCUCUCACCCGUAUCUGGCAAACUUUAAGGAUGAUUGCAUUUAAUUCCAUUUAUUUGGAAGGCUUUACUUCAUUGUGAAUAUAUAUAUAAAGCUACAAAGGAAGGACAAAGUGAGAUGGAAAGUGUGUAUUUAUUAUGAAUUCUUAAAAUAGUGUGUAAAUAAAAUGACAUGAGUGUGUUCUAAAGAAAUCUGUAUUUAGUGCCUUAAGUUAAAGUAAAAUAUAUUUUCACUGUAUUGUUUGGAGUUCCUGGUUAUGACUUUGCUUAUGAUUAAAACAUUUUAUGUGAAUAAAAUCUACCAAAACA